Messenger RNA from Saccharomyces paradoxus, 1839 nucleotides. It is a transcript of the gene MUK1, whose product is annotated as guanine nucleotide exchange factor MUK1. The transcript has a single exon. Lineage: Eukaryota; Fungi; Ascomycota; Saccharomycetes; Saccharomycetales; Saccharomycetaceae. Bases 1 to 1839 code for a protein of 612 amino acids. The record is from RefSeq and is a predicted model, not a curated record.
AUGGCUAGGCAAUUAUUCACUCCUCCGAUAACCAACCCAAGGUUUGACCCUAAUCAAUCCAUCAGGGAAUCAUACAAGAAUACAACUAGCAGCAUACAAUUUCAACAAGUUCCACACGAGGAUCAAAAUGACAAUGAGAGAAGUAGCUGUGAUGGUGAUGAAAACUCUACAACAAGCGAAAGGUUAGAAAACAACAAGUCCCCUAUAUUGACGAAACAAGAAAUUGACGAUGCGUUAAACAGUGUUAGCAAUUUACCACCAGAAUUGUCAAAAUUAAUUGAUAUUUUCAUCGAUGACCUAAAGCAGCCCAAGUACGUACGGCCACUAUCAGUACUGCAAUUAUCUAGUCUUUUCCAAAGCUUUUACAUAAAAUUUGAUAAAGCAUCAUUUCAGCACGUCAGUUCAGUGAGCAAUAAUGGUAAUUAUUAUUCAAGCGGUGGUUCUAGUUCAUUUUUGGCUGCCAAAGAAACGUUAAGUAGUGGGCUCAGUGGAAUUUUUGGUAGAAGUAGGAGUAGUAGUGGUAACUCACUUAUGAGGCCAAGAAGGUCUUCAUCGCUUUUCAGUAAUGAAUCGGUAUCGAAUUCUAAUAAUGCCACUCAAAUGUUGUCACCAGAGGAGAUAAAAAAGCAAUUGAGAAUCAACGAAUUAAACAACAUGAAAAUCGAAAAAUACAUGGAACUUUGUGAAAGAGACGUGUUCAAGAAAAUUCUUAUAGUAGGUACAUCCGUAUCUUCACCAAAUAAGAUGAAGGCUUUCAAGCCACAUCAAUUACAAACUUUCAAGGUCGGAAAUCUGUUUAGAAACAGUGUUGAAUUCACAGAAUACAAUAAGCUGUUAAAUGAAAAAAUUCUCUGUUUAUCCAAACUCUCUACAGUAAACAAAAUCAAUUUGAUAAAGUUUUUGAGUCUUAAUAAUGGCAUUGAUCCGGAACCAAAAUUUGAAGAAAUCAAAGAUAUUUUGUAUGAGUUUACGUAUCAUUCGAUUUCACCAUGUGAAAAGAUAAAGGCGUUACUGAAACUACAUGAAAUCAUGACGUAUUCUCAAGAAAUGUCCAAUGACGAUUACCUUUCGUUGCUAAUCUACUACAUUAUUACGAUUGUUCCACGGGAUAUCUUCUUGAAUGCUGAAUUCAUCAGACUGUUUAGAUAUAAGAAGAAACUGGUCGAAACGGAAUCCUUCGCAUUAACGAAUCUAGAAGCUGCAUUAGUUUUCGUUGAAGGCUUAACUAAAGAUGAUUUUUCAAACGAGCUACAAGAUAAAUUGACUGAGAAUGAAAGUAAAAUUUUAGAAAGCUCGAUCAGCAGUAGGGUCUCAUUGCCAUCAAAAACCACCAUGAUGCAUAAAAACAACGGCAAUAGCGGCAGUAAUAUAGGCGAUAUCGUGACCCCCACUAUUCAAAGGCCAGAUGUUACGAGAUCAAAUUCGUAUGAUGGGUUCAGAACUGUUUUUGAUUCAUCGUUGAAGAAUAUAAUUGGCAAAAUCAGGUCGUAUACGCCACCACACCCCAACACUGUUAGCAAUAAUAACCUUCAUAUCAGCAACAACUUAAACAUACCACGAAGUUCGUCACAAUUAUCCAUGGAAUUGAGCAAUAGAGAUACAACGGAAAUGUCUAGGGAUGGCUCACGAUCAACUUCAUCAUCAUCACGAUCUUCUGCAUCUUUAGAGCAUGGAAAUCGUGAAUUCACAGGCGAUUUGACGGUAACUGCUAGUAUUAACGGUACUGAUAAAAAGGAAUCUAAGAAAUCGUGGAAAAAGUAUAAGGGCUAUAAGUUUGAAGAUCUAACUAUUUGCGAACUAAGAGAUCUUUUUGAGAUAUAUCAAAAAAUGAUGCAAUGA